AUGUUAAAUGCAUGUUAUAGAUGUAACAUAUUUGUCAUAGCAGAGGUUGAGGAUAUGGAAGACAUGUUAGAUUUACCAGUGUGGAUGUUUGCCACCGACGAAAAACUAGUUGGGAUUAGAGCUACUUCAUAUGGACUUCAUCGUCUGAGUCAUAUGGAGAAGGGAAAACAACGAGGCUCAAGAAAAAAGAAUAUAAGCAUGGGCCCUUGCCAUGGUAGAGACUUGCACGAAGCUAGGGAGAGAACCAUCCCAGCUAGUCUUGUUGACUGCCAAUGGGACAAGCGAAUACUACAACGGGCAAGAGAAGCUCAUCUCAUCGUAGUUGGGGACGGACAACGAGAGGAUUACUCAGCCAAUUCUAUUUUCGAUAUGCAUGUGAUAGAUCUUCAUCUUUCGCAUAAUGAAAUAGGUGAGAAACCGGAGUUACUAGAUAGGAUGUUCGCCGCCGACGAAGAACCCGUGGUGAUUAGGGUCACAUUUUAUGGGUCUUUAAAUUGGAUGUAUGUCGAUCAUGUUUACAGUCUUCGAGUAUGUCAGUUCGGUUUUCGAUUCAUACCUUCGUGA
Molecule: messenger RNA, 564 nt
Organism: Arabis nemorensis
Lineage: Eukaryota; Viridiplantae; Streptophyta; Magnoliopsida; Brassicales; Brassicaceae
Source: the annotation of a GenBank genome assembly